Molecule: messenger RNA, 2869 nt
Organism: Thamnophis elegans (Western terrestrial garter snake)
Lineage: Eukaryota; Metazoa; Chordata; Lepidosauria; Squamata; Natricidae
Gene: RGS12
Product: regulator of G protein signaling 12
Exons: 15
Coding region: 235-2736 (833 amino acids)
Biological process (GO): signal transduction
Molecular function (GO): GTPase activator activity
Source: RefSeq, a predicted model, not a curated record
CAAUACAUUAAAUCAAAGGGGUUUUUGGGACAAGGAGUUUGCUUCAUGCUCUUGGGAAGCCUCGAUCAGAACGGUCUCCCUGCCUCUUAAAUCAACUUUUAUUCGUCCAAUAUGUUUUCAUCGGGAACGUUUUCUUCUCAUCUCCGGCCAAAUCUUAAAUCUCACUGAAUGGGCUGAUGGGUUGAAAGUCGGAUCAAAGGGGUGGAUCUUUUGAGUUUUCCAGUUUUUGCAUCCAUGACUGAUCAUUUCUCUCUCUCUCUCCUUUUUUUCCUUCUCUCCCUGCAGUCUACAACCGUCUCUGAUGGAGAGCUGAAUCAUAGCAACUUGAAAGAUGGCGCCAGUGACACCAGCCUCAGCAGCAAUGCCAGUCUGCCCAGUGUCCAAAGCUGCCAACGACAGCGGGAGAGAAGAGUUGCCAGUUGGGCUGUUUCCUUUGAGCGGCUUCUUCAGGAUCCACUUGGUAUUCGAUAUUUUUCUGAUUUUUUACGGAAGGAAUUUAGUGAAGAAAACAUACUGUUUUGGCAGGCCUGCGAAUAUUUUAACCACAUACCUGCUCACGACAAAAAUGAGCUUUCAUUCCGAGCGCAGGAGAUCUUUAAUAAAUAUUUAUGCAGCAAAGCUACGACUCCGGUCAAUAUCGACAGCCAAGUCCAGCUGGCGGACGAUGUCCUGACUGCACCGCAUCCAAAUAUGUUCAAAGAUCAGCAGCUUCAGAUUUUCAAUUUGAUGAAAUUCGACAGCUACGCACGCUUUCUGAAGUCUCCGUUUUACCAAGAAUGUGUUUUAGCCGAAGUGGAAGGCCGUCCGGUCUCCGAUCCGCAAUGGGUCCCAAGCAGCCCUACUCAGAAGUCCAGUUUCGGUCCGGAUAUGUUCCCUGUUUCCACUCCCAGAAAGUUAGGUGGAAAAGCCAAGUCCGGCCGCUCCUUAAAUGAAGAAUCUGGAGAAGAAGACGGCGAGAAGAAGAAAAAGGGAACGUUCUUCUCCUGGUCGAGAAGCAGGAGUCUGGGGAGGUCUCAGAAGAAGAAGGAGAACGGCAAUUGUCUCAAAGAAUCUUCUCAGUCGGGCGAACUCUCCUACAGACAAAAAUCUCAAGAUUCCUUAUCUUCGGCUGCCAGUCUGGAAAUGGGCGAGCCCUGCCGACCCUCGGGACCUCCCGCCGCCAAAGAGAAGCCCCCCAAGUGUUGCCACAUCCACCUCCCCGACGGCUCCACCUCCGUUAUGCCUGUCAGAGGCGGGUUCUCCCUCAAAGAGGCGCUGUCAGACUUCUGCGAAAGGCAGCGGAUCAGCAUGGCUGCCGUCGACCUCUUUUUAAUUGGCGGCGAUAAGCCACUCGUACUGCAGCAGGACAGCAGCAUUCUGGAUUCCCAAACCCUCCGCUUAGAAAAAAGGACGUUGUUUCGGCUUGACCUGCUCCCUAUAAACAGGUCGGUUGGUUUAAAGGCUAAACCCACCAAGCCAGUCACGGAAGUCCUGCGCCCAGUCGUGGCAAAAUACGGACUGAACCUGAAUAAUCUCGUGGCCCGACUAAACGGCGAGCAAGAACCCUUAGAUCUCGGGGCUCCCAUCUCCAGCCUUGAUGGACAGAGGGUGGUUCUGGAAGAGAAGAUUUCGAAAAAGGGGAAAGACAAGGGGAAAGCCGCGUCCUUAAAACACACUGUGCCUGUAACUACUAAUGCAGGAAAUCAAGCACUCGCAGGCGAAGGAAGACCUGUUGGAAAGCACAAUUCUUUUAAAUUAAAAGGCGAGCCGGGGAAAAGCUCUCGAGCCCCAAGACAAGACGGCCUUGCUCAGACCGAAAAAAACACACGCCAGCAUUUGAAUUUGGAAGAAGCAGAGGAAUUUUUCGAACUCAUAUCCAAAGUCCAGAGUAACCGAGCCGACGACCAGCGCGGGUUGCUGAGAAAGGAAGACCUGGUUUUGCCUGAAUUCCUUCAAACGCCCCCGGGCCAGAUGGGCCUUUCCACAUCUGUCUCCAGGGAUACUGCAGGCACUCCCCCACGGACGCCCCAUCCUGACGGGCAGGAGGGCGGAAGGUGCCUGCAACCCCCAAGCAACUCGGCGGCUGGGCAGAGAGGUCCGGAGAAGGGCGGGAUGACGCCCGUGGCUCUCGCCCACGCGACCAGCGAUGGAAAUGCUCCCCGCCCUCCGAAUCUGCUUUUGCAGGGCCACCCCAGGUGGAAAGAAGAGGAGGAGACCAUGGAGGAGGAGACCAUGGAGGAGGAGACCAUGGAGGAGGAGGAGGAGGAGGACGAUGUGUUCCUGGCAGACCUCACCCUGGUGCCGGAGGGGGACAUCGCCAGCCCCCCAAGCCGCAGGCUGCCCCUCUCUGAGACGGGAAGUCCCACCGAGGUCAAAGCCGCCUCUGAGACACUCAGACCAGGUUUGCUCCACAAGCCUAGAACCCACCUCCGAGGAAGCGAGGGGAGCCUUUACGACCCAACCUCCCCAAGCCACCAUCGUGACUUCAACCCUGCCGUGAUCCGAAAGGAGACUUGUAGGCCCGAACUCCCGAUCCGUUGCGUAAUCGACGUGGACAGUGUUACGGCAUCAUUGCCAGCCCCGCGAUGGUCGUGUCCCGAACCAGAGAGCCGUGUCCUUUUUGACGGCAGCGUCUCGGAGCCCAGAGCCGGACAGCCGAAAAGACAAACGAGAACUCAAAGGACAUCCAACCUUCCCGCUGUCCCUGCGGCCGGGAGCGAGGAGAACGAGGGUCCUUGCAAGGCGACUUUCGUUUGAACGUCUCGAUGUGCAGCGCCCGGGGCGCUUUAUACUCCCUGUGGCAUUCACCUGUGGAGCCGCGGUGGUGCAGUGGUUAGAGUGGGGUACUGCAGGCUACUUCUGCUGACUGACUGCAAUUUGGCAGUUUGAA